Messenger RNA from Olea europaea var. sylvestris, 2769 nucleotides. RefSeq lists its product as uncharacterized. The transcript is spliced from 2 exons. Lineage: Eukaryota; Viridiplantae; Streptophyta; Magnoliopsida; Lamiales; Oleaceae. Bases 1 to 2382 code for a protein of 793 amino acids. The record is from RefSeq and is a predicted model, not a curated record.
AUGAAUGAUGGGCUUACAGCCCCUUCUCGAGUCAGGGAACUUGUGGCUGUCCUGCAGAAAGAUAGAGAUUGUAUUUUGAAUGUUGGUGAUGCAACAAGGCAGCAGUCUGUGGUUGCAAGAACAAUAGCUGCCACCGAGAACAAGGACUGUCUUGAUCUUUUUGUUCAGUUAGAUGGGCUCCAGUUUAUUGAUAAAUGGUUGAAGGAUGCCCAGAAGUUCAGCAAUGAAACAGGUGAGAGCUUUGUGGAAGAGUCAAUUUCUCAUUUACUGCAAGCACUAGAAAAGCUGCACGUAGACGAUGAGAAAUUGGUUUCUUCAAACAUAUGUACUACUGUAAGGGAUCUUCUUGGUCAUAAUAAUUCCAAAGUCCUGGAUAGAGCUCGAGCGUUGUUGGAUAGCUGGGAAAAUGAUAGAAGCUUCAAUGCAUCUUCCAUGAAUAUCGAUAGAGUUGAGCCUUUGACAAAUAAUGACAUAUGUUCAUUUAAAUGCAGAAGCCCAAGUGCACAGAGAACUGAAGAAAAUGAUGAACUUGUCACUAUGUUACAAAACUCCUCCACCAGUGAGCAAAGCUGGGAAAAUCCCAAAAAUUCAAGUACAUUCUUGUUGAAGAUUGAAGAUGAGGGAGGGAUUGACAAGCUUGACCAACAUUAUAGUGAUGGAAAUAAUGAUGCUCUGGCGAUUAAUUAUGAUUUUAGGAAAAAAAGAACUGACAGGGAACCUGGUUUAACCAGCAAGAAAUCUGGUGUUGAAUUAGACUAUGGGAUUCUAGAUCCAUUAGAAGUUGCUCGGCAAGUUGCUAUAGAAGUGGAGAGAGAACAUAAAGAUUUUAGAGAACAAAGUUGCAGUUCUUCUGAGAAAGCACCAGAAGGUAAACUACAGGAGCCAGGUAGCCCAGACGUUUUAAGUGGAAAAAGAUCCCAUGCCACUGAAGGCUCACCUGAGCAUGUGUCCCAGGACCCAGAUCUGUCUGCUGAAGCUUCGCCAAUGCAGGAAAACUCUGCAACUGGUAGUGAAAACCUUGAUGCUGAUCCAAUAAAUGACACACAAGAUGUGGAAACCUCUCAGGUCACUGAGGUGGCUCAAGAAGAAGCAAACACGGUGAGAGGCCUGUGCAAUUUUGAUCUGAAUCAAGAAGUUUAUUCAGAAGAUAUGGAUCCCCCUGGGAAUCAAAUUUCUACCACUGUCUCUAUAGUUUCUGCUUCAAGGGCAACUGCAGCUCCUGGAUUACCUGUUGCUCCAUUGCAAUUUGAGGGGAAGUUUGGAUGGAAAGGUUCAGCUGCAACCAGUGCUUUCCGUCCAGCAUCACCUCGCCGGAUUCCUGAAGGUGAUAAGGAUCUUUCCACAGGGGAAAGCAGCAGUUCAAAACAGCGACAGGGAUGUCUUGACAUUGAUCUGAAUAUAGCUGAGAGUGAAGAUGGCAGAACAGGAGACCUACCAAAUAAACAUGUUCCAGUACAUUCCACCCUUCUUUCUGGGGAAUCUUCAGUGGAAGCAAACUCAAGAUUAGAACGUCUUGAGUUGGAUCUUAAUAGAGCAAGUGAAGAUGGUGAUGUCCCGUCAGAUAGGCAGAUCAACGAACAGCUUUUUCCCAAGAGAAAUGGCCAUCAGAGUCGAACUCUUUUUUCUACAUCAUCACUAAAGCAACCUUCUUUGAGGAAUAUUGAUCUUAAUGACCAGCCUUCUCUUCUCAAUGAUUAUUCAGAUCAUUCAUAUUUAACUAAGUUACCUCAAAAUUUAAAUGCUUCUGGAGAUUUAAAGUCAGUUGACUCUGUAAUAUCUAUCAUGGGCACAAGAGUGGAGGUCAAGCGUGGUGAUUCCGUUCCUCAUGCUGUGCACUUGCCAAAUGGCAGAACUCCAGAGCUUGCAUUUGAUGUUAACUUGGCCAGAACUGGUAGUUUUCUUGGGAUGGGAUCUGCACCUCCAUAUACCCAUUCUACGUUAUACAACUACAAUGGCAUUUCACCAGGUCAUGCUAUGCCUUUCUCUACAAUGUAUGGGGUUGCUGCCCCCAUUCCUUACAUGGUGGAUUCUAGAGGAGCACCUGUUGUUCCUCAAAUUGUGGGCUCUGCAUCAGCCCGACCACCUGCAUUUUCUCAGCCACCAUUCCUCGUAAGUAUGACUUCCUCAACUCCUUCAAAUGGGGGCGUGCCAUCGCAGGGUAGUUUUGAUCUUGACUCCAGGCUAAUGUUGGAAGGUGGAAGUAGGGGCCCUGCAGGCUUGGGACUCUUGUCGAAUUCAGGUACAUUUAUAUCAACUGACGAGCAGUUGAGGUACUAUUCCCAACCUUCCAUCAGUUCAGUUGGCGAGAAACGAAAAGAACCAGAUGGUGGAUGGGAAUAUUACCCUUUGAAACAAUGCACACCACCAUGGAAACAAAGUUAAUUUACACGGGCCUCCUUUCUUGGGAUGGUAUUAGGAACAAUCUGAUCGGGCUAUUGGUUUUAUAGCAAUAUUUAACCAAGAAGAGUCAAAUUGACUGAAGUUGGAGAGAGGUUUGUAGAAAGCUAAAAAGUGAUAGGAAUUGUGGUUGCGAUUAUAUUCUUUAGGUAAAUUAUGCAGAGAAGAACAGGAUACUAGGUUUUACUGUUUUCAAAUGUUUCUAAUUUCUUGAUCCUCCUUGUAUUGUAGAAGGCACUUCACCAUCACAGGAAACUGGUUACUUUUACCUGUAAUUUCUCCUUAUUUAGGGGACAUGCUCUUGUAUAUACUUAUAUAUGUGACCCAUGUUCUGUGUUUAUACAAAUGUAGAAAAUUGUGGAACUGCAUCCA